CUCAGUUACAGGCCACCUGAUUGGGCAAGCCACCUUAAAAUGAUUCCAUUAGUGAAAGUUAAGGUACGGAAACUGGAGUUCUUACUAGGUGAAGCCUUAGCAACUGGUUGCCAAGCAGUGAUAACAUGUGGUGGAGUUCAGUCAAACCAUUGUCGCACAACAGCAGUUGCAGAUAAACAACUUGGUAUUGAAACCCAUCUUCUACUCAGGUCCAGGUCAGAGAACCUUUCUGAGACUGGUUGUCAUGGGAACAUGUUAUUUAACAGUUUGAUGGGUGCAUCCAUGUACUUGGUUCCCAUAAAAGCUCAAGAGAAGACCGACCUUGAGCCAAGAAUGCAGCGGCUUGCCCAUAGACUGCAGUAA
Anneissia japonica is the source of this 363-nucleotide messenger RNA. Its product is annotated as bifunctional D-cysteine desulfhydrase/1-aminocyclopropane-1-carboxylate deaminase, mitochondrial-like. Lineage: Eukaryota; Metazoa; Echinodermata; Crinoidea; Comatulida; Comatulidae. The record is from RefSeq and is a predicted model, not a curated record. Gene Ontology annotation, molecular function: D-cysteine desulfhydrase activity. The coding region runs from base 40 to 363 and encodes 107 amino acids. The transcript has 3 exons.